Molecule: messenger RNA, 732 nt
Organism: Blepharisma stoltei
Lineage: Eukaryota; Ciliophora; Heterotrichea; Heterotrichida; Blepharismidae
Source: the annotation of a GenBank genome assembly
AUGGAGUCUCGCAUUCAUAUCAAAGAAGAAGAAGAAAUCCCUUACGAGGUCUUGUAUUCAAGAGCUAAUGAGCUUAUUACAUCCUCUGAGGACGAAAAAUAUCUAGAUCCUGAAGCUUUGAUACGGUUUUUGAGGGCAAGGGAAAUGAAAGUUGACAACGCCUUAGAAAUGUGGAGACAUUGAAUGGAAUGGAGAAAAUCAUAUAGAGCGGACGAAAUCACUGAACUUGAAGUCAUGCCUCAGAUUGAAACGGGACAAGCUUUCUGGCAUGGCCAUGACAAUCAAGGCAGACCAUGCUUGAUUGUUAGGACUAGAUUUCACUGGCCUGGUCAGUUUCCAAUGGAUAACAUGAUCAGAUAUUGCAUUUAUUUGGUAGAAAUUGGGAUUAGGCUUGCUGACGAAUCAGGGAAUGGGCAAAUUUGUGUGAUUUAUGAUAGAGGGCAGAUGACAGAAGCCAACAGAGACCCAGAACUGAUAGGGACUAUGAAAAGGCUUUCGGGGAUGCUACAAGACUAUUAUGCUGAGAGAUUAGGGGCUUUGUAUGUUUUGCAUGUGAAUUGGAUAUAUUGGUUAAUGUAUCAAGCUGUUAAGCCAAUGCUUCAAAAGAAAACGAGAAAUAAAGUCCAUGUAUUAAGAAAUAUCAACGGCUUAAGGGAUCAUUUUUCUCCAGACCAACUUUUGAUGGAGUAUGGGGGGACUAAUGAUUAUGAGCAUCCUUAUCCCAGGAAAUAG